Durusdinium trenchii is the source of this 1540-nucleotide messenger RNA. Lineage: Eukaryota; Dinophyceae; Suessiales; Symbiodiniaceae. The record is from the annotation of a GenBank genome assembly.
GUUCAUGUACAAAAGCUCUCAUCGUCGGUUCGCGACCUGGGUGCCGACGGCGUUGGGCGUUCGCCUUUGGCGCUGUCGAAAAUAUGUGCGUUGAACGACGCACCGACUCGGUGCGUUCAUGUAUCAAGGCCUGACUGGGGGUUCUUCGGCACGAGCUUGCAGUUCCUGGAUGUUCCCUAGCGUUUGAGGCUCAUUUGACUCGAGUGAUUGGCACCCGCGCAUCGGGCAGGGUCCGGCAGUUCUGAUUCACUAUGGCAAAGUGGGUCUACAACUUUGGAGAUGGGAAGGCUGAUGGCCGAGCGGAGAUGAAGAACCUCUUGGGCGGCAAGGGUGCCAAUCUGGCGGAAAUGGCAUCCAUUGGUCUUCCUGUGCCGCCCGGGUUCACUCUCACCACCGAAGUGUGCACUCACUUCUAUCAGAACGACUGCAACUAUCCCAAGGAGCUGACCCAGCAGGUGCCUUGAGCGAGUGGACUUUGCGCAUGUUCAACGGCCAAGAAAGACAUGAUGAGAACAUCAUGAGAACAUGUGAGAACGCACAAGGUACUGUGAAGAUGAACACUGACAAAGAACAGGUGGAGGAGGCGUUGACCUUGGUGCAACAGCGCACGGGCCGCGUGUUCGGCGACUCCAGCAACCCUCUUCUGGUCUCAGUCCGCUCCGGUGCAAGAGCAUCCAUGCCAGGAAUGAUGGACACGGUGCUCAACUUGGGCUUGAACGACCAGACUGUGGAAGCUUUGGCGAAGAAGUCGGGUGACCGGCGCUUUGCCUUCGACAGCUACAGGCGUUUUGUGCAGAUGUACUCUGACGUGGUCCUGGGCAUUGAAAUCAACCAUUUUGAGAAGCACUUGGAUCGGGCAAAGGAAAAGCGCGGCGUGAAGCAGGACUGCGAGCUUCUUGCCGAAGACUUGGAGAAGUUGGUAAAGUCAUACAAGGCCGUGGUGCAGUUGGAGCUUGGUGAGGAGUUCCCAGAAGAUCCAAAAGCACAGCUUUGGGGAGCCAUUGGUGCUGUCUUCAACUCCUGGAUGAAUCAGAGAGCCAAGACCUACAGGCAGCUGCACGACAUCCCUGAGUGGUGGGGCACUGCUGUGAACGUACAGGCCAUGGUCUUUGGCAACAUGGGCAAUGAUUGUGCUACAGGUGUGGCCUUCACUCGUGAUCCAUCCACCGGAACCAACGAAUUCUAUGGCGAAUUCUUGGUCAAUGCUCAAGGUGAGGAUGUGGUGGCUGGAAUCCGCACACCACAAGAGCUUACCAUCAAAGCCCGUAAGUCCCAUGGUUCAGACUUGCCAUCCUUGGAAGAAGUGAUGCCCAACAUCUUCAAGGAGUUGCUGUCUGUGCGAAGCCAGUUGGAGAAUCACUACAAGGAUAUGCAGGAUAUUGAGUUCACAAUUCAGCAGGGCAAGCUUUACAUGUUGCAAACACGUAAUGGAAAGCGCACUGCUCCUGCUGCGCUUCAGAUUGCCGUUGACAUGGCCAAGGAGGGCUUGAUCUCCAAGUCGCAAGCCUUGAUGAGCUUGAAGCCUGACUUGAUUGACCAG